Molecule: messenger RNA, 1386 nt
Organism: Candida tropicalis MYA-3404
Lineage: Eukaryota; Fungi; Ascomycota; Pichiomycetes; Serinales; Debaryomycetaceae
Exons: 1
Coding region: 1-1386 (461 amino acids)
Biological process (GO): regulation of translation
Molecular function (GO): translation regulator activity
Source: RefSeq, a predicted model, not a curated record
AUGGAGAAAAAAAAAAGCGAACAAUUUUUUUUUUUCUUUUCUUAUUUUAGAAUUGGAGUACUUUCAAAUCAACUUUCAGUUCAACAGAUGCACACUGGAAAGUUAGCAAUGAGUGCAAAUAGGAUAUGUAGAUUUUUGCCUCAAACGACUAGAAGAUAUCUGAUGUCACAGGCUCCUUCAUUUCUGUUCCUCCCCAACGAUUCAAAACAUAUCUUUGAACAAGAAAAAUUAUCACCACAAGAAAACCAGGCUGCCAUCCCAACUAAACCAAGUUUUGAUCAUUUAGAGAAAAAAUUUCAUGAAGUAGUUUCCCCAAAACAAGCAAACGAUAUUGUUCUUAAGUUGAAUUCAAACGACUUAUUGGUGACUAUGUUGUCAAAAGACAAAGUAUUUUUGGGAGACCCAACUUUCAUAAUUGAUGGUUCUAAUAGACCUACAAAGUUCGAAUAUGCUACUAUUUUAUGCAGUUGGAGUGAAAUGUUUAAUAAAAGAAUCAAAGAGUUGAGAGAAAUAGCACCACUUGAAUACUGGCUGCCUGAACUACCAUCAUCUAUCACAGAGUUGUAUGAAAAAUAUGAAGGAGAUUUUGAUCAAUUUUUCGAACAAUCCAAAGUUUUCAAAAAUUCCCAAUUAAGAAAAGAGCGUAAGCUUCAGCCAUCAGAAUUCUCCAACUUGGUUACAAUUGAUAAUGCUUCCCUUUUUGUUUUAAGCAAAGUAAGUACAGCUGAAGACGUUUCUAGAUUUAGUGAGUUCAUGAACAAGCAUAUUGAAUACUACUCGGUUCAAGGCUUGAUUGAUAACUUGAGUAGAUUGACAGAUAUAAGUUAUAGAUUGCAUGGUGAAAUCAAUUACGUCUUUGUUACUUCAAUUUUUGACACAUAUCCAACGAUCAUGGAGGGAUUGCCCCAUGACACCUUAGAUAAAUUGGCAUACUUGUUGUCAUCAAAAAAUUGGGAACUUUCAAGAACUUUAUUGCAAAUUUUGUUGAAGAAUAAUGUUUGUCCUUCAGAAGAUACAGUAAAUGAAUUUUUGCUCAACUUUGUAAACAGUGAUCCUGAGACAAAAUUGAAAGAAUUACUAUUUCUAAAGCUGAUUGUCUAUCACAGAGGUGUUAAUGAAAUGACUUUACAAAUUUUGUUAUCAACAAUGAGAAAUAUUAACGAAUUCAACAAAUUGAUUGACUUGAUCAGAAUGAAAGAUAACUACAAAGAAGUGCUUGAAAAGUAUCAAAACAUAUUACUCAUGACUUUGAAAAGGGUAUCCACAAAAUUCACGUUGCACCUGGCACAAUUCGUAAGGUUGUUAACGGAACUCGGAAUCCAAGCAGAUAUUGACUUGGUCAACAAAAUGCAAGCAGAUAAAUCCAAAAAAACAAACCAACUGUAA